Oncorhynchus nerka (sockeye salmon) is the source of this 3116-nucleotide messenger RNA. Its product is annotated as zinc finger protein ZFP2-like. The coding region runs from base 245 to 1813 and encodes 522 amino acids. The transcript has 2 exons. Lineage: Eukaryota; Metazoa; Chordata; Actinopteri; Salmoniformes; Salmonidae. Gene Ontology annotation, biological process: regulation of DNA-templated transcription. Gene Ontology annotation, molecular function: RNA polymerase II cis-regulatory region sequence-specific DNA binding; DNA-binding transcription factor activity, RNA polymerase II-specific. The record is from RefSeq and is a predicted model, not a curated record.
UUCAGAAACAGCUCGUCAACCACCUCGGUAGCUUGCUAGCCAACAAAGCCGAAAGAUUCAAGCUAUUUAUACACUUUCGGUGUAUAUUAGCUACUGUGUUUUAGAUACACUUCUGUCGUAUCUACUUGUUAACCUAUUUAAUUGAAUAUUACGUUAUUUUGUAUUAGUCAGCUUUAGUAUUUGGCUGGUUAAGUUAGCAUUAGCCUAGUCGCUAACGAUAGCUAGCUAGCUAACAUCCCCGACCAUGAGGUCAGUAAACAUCUCCCCUCCUGUUAAAGAAGAGGUGGUCUGCUGGAAGGAGAAAGAUGCUCUGGGGCUGAACAUUGUCGUGAAAGAGGAGGAGGAUUUCACAGUUAAAAAAGAAGUAGAAGGUGAGGCUGUUACAGUGAAAGAAGAGGAAGACUCGUUCAGAGUGAAAGAAGAGGAUGUUACUGUGAAAGAAGAGGAGGGUGUAGUGAAGAAGGAAGGGGAGAUUACUGUCACAUUGAACGUUAAAGAGGAGGAGAUUGGAGAUCUGAUUAACACCAGAGAGAGACAGGACUAUCGUGGAUCCUCUGGGGAGUCUCAACAUCAUCAUGAAGCUGAAGGGGAAGAGAAUAAACUCUCCAGAUCAGAACUCCUCAAGAAACACCAGCAGAGACCCACAGGGAAUACAUCUUACUGCAAAUCUACAUCAGAACUUAAAAUACACUCGCGAGUACACACAGGAGAGAAAGCUCACCACUGUUUUGAUUGUGGGAAGAGUUACUCAAGAUCAGAUGCACUUAAAGUACACCUGAGAAUUCACACUGGAGAGAAACCUUUUCGCUGUGAUCAAUGUGGGAAGAGUUUUACUCAACCAAACAGCCUGAUAGUACACCAGCGGACACACACAGGAGAGAAACCUUAUGGCUGUGAUCAAUGUGGGAAGAAAUUUACUGUGUCAAACUCCUUGAUCGUGCACCAGAGAAUACACACAGGAGAGAAACCUUAUAGCUGUCGUCAAUGUGGGAAGAGUUUUACUCAACCAAACAGCCUGAAAGUACACCAGCGGACACACACAGGAAAGAAAUCUUAUGGCUGUGAUCAAUGUGGGAAGAAAUUUACUGUGUCAAACUCCUUGAUCGUGCACCAGAGAAUACACACAGGAGAGAAUCUUUACCAUUGUUCAGAUUGUGGGAAAAGCUUUUCAACAUCAUGGUCAUUGAAGGUGCACCAUAGAACACACACAGGAGAGAAACCUUAUGGCUGUGAUCAAUGUGGGAAGAAAUUUACUGUGUCAAACUCCUUGAUCGUGCACCAGAGAAUACACACAGGAGAGAAAUCGUAUAGCUGUAGUCAAUGUGGGAAGAGUUUUACUCAACCAGAUAGCCUGACAGUACACCAGCGGACACACACAGGAGAGAAACCUUAUAGCUGUUAUCAAUGUGGGAAGAGAUUUACUGUGUCGAACUCCUUGACAGUGCACCAGAGAAUACACACAGGAGAGAAACCUUUUAGCUGUCAAUGUGGGAAGAAUUGUACCACAUCUAGCCAACUAAUUGUGCACCAGAGAACACACACAGGAGAGAAGCCCUAUAGCUGUGAUCAAUGUGGGAAGAGUUUUGGUACAUCUGGCUGUCUAACGACACACCAGAGAACACACACAGGAGAGAAACCUUAUAGCUGUAGUAAAUGUGGGAAGAGUUUUACUCACUUUAGCAGCCUGAUAGUACACCAGCGGACACACACAGGAGAGAAACCUUUUAGCUGUGAUCAAUGUGGGAAGAGUUUUACUACAUCUGGAUAUCUGACUAUACACCAGAGAACACACACAGGUGGACAAACUUUGUAGCUGUGAUCAAUGUGACAAGAGAUUCAAAGCCCGAUGUCCAAUAUACAUUUGGUUGAAAGUGAAAGUUGAGAUGUUUUUCUGGUCGUUUUUUUUAUUACUUGAAAACAACUUAAUGUCAACGUACUUGCAGCCUAGCCUAUACACAAGGACACAAUAUAAUAAAUUAGUCUAUAAUCAAUUUUAUUAACAAUCCUACAUCACUCCAGUAUUUCAUGACAACAUUCAAGUGCUAAUUGUCUUUAUUCCACUACUGAAGAAGCAUGACUCAAAUCACCUACUCAUAUUUAAAACAUUCAGUCUGACAAAAUAUAUUUUAAAAAUCAUUAUUCCAUGCCUCACCACUAAGUGAAUUAUUGCCAAUAUAUAUAUUAACAAAUGAGUGCACAUUUGGUUUUGAUAAUUCAUAUUUGCAAUUCAUGUAACAUUUAUUAGACAUUUAUGCAACCAACUGACCAUUUUUGGGUACACUUAUAUUGAUUUCUUGCCCUAAUUUUAGAAUAUCAGGAAUCAUUCUCAGAUGUGCCAACCUAAAUGUACCAGAGCAUGACAUUGGGGACUGGGCCCCGAUCCAACAACAUGCCUAUCGAGUGAACCCUGAAAAGAGAGAGAAGCUCUGCAUUGAGGUGGAAAGUUACUACGAAUAUUGCAGGAGUUUCCUCUUGAAAUCAGACAUUAAGUUUUACGAAGAAGAGAGUUCUAGAAGCUAGUGAGUUUUAGGAUUCUAUAGAAAGAAAAAUGGUAAAAAAAAUAAUACGAUUGUAUAUUAUUAUUUAGAAAUGUUUUUUCUUGUUUUUAAUUGUUGACAGCCAGUAGACACCAUGUUUAUAUUGUUGAAGGUGAAGUAUUGUAGUUGAUUAUAAUGUGAAAUGGAAGUUUUUUCUGUUGGUGGUGAGCAAACUUGUCCAUCAAACAUAUAGGAUAUAUUUGUUGUCUUAAGGUGUUACAGGCUUUGUUUUUUUAAUGUUUUGAGGUUGGACUUUAGCACAUAUAGCUCGUUAGCACGUACUGAUUGGUGUCACCUCAUUAGUCAGUAUAUGGUACACCUGUGCUGGAUUGUCAAUCUCGUUAGUUGGAAGGUGUUUCACCUGAUCUGGUCCAGGUUCUAUUUAAGAGUGUCUGGCCCAGUGCUCCAGUUGUCUUGAUAGAUGUGGGGUUGGAUAUUGCAUCCAAUUAAUAUUUUAAUCAAUGGCAUUUCCUUAGUCUUUCAGUUAUUGUUUGUGUACUAAAUAUUUGUUUAUUUUCAUAGUUCUUUCCUGUGAAUCUGUUGUGUUGUAGAAAUAAAGCUUGAUUUGAUUUGAACAUA